Messenger RNA from Colias croceus (clouded yellow), 878 nucleotides. RefSeq names its product inducible metalloproteinase inhibitor protein-like. Bases 48 to 773 code for a protein of 241 amino acids. NCBI's taxonomy places the organism in Eukaryota, Metazoa, Arthropoda, Insecta, Lepidoptera, Pieridae. The transcript has 5 exons. The record is from RefSeq and is a predicted model, not a curated record.
UUACAAUCUGCAAAUCUGAUCAGAACCAGUUUGACAUUGGCAAGAAUAUGAAGUCCCUCGCUGUGUUUUGUUGUAUUGUUUUCCUGUAUGGUGUUAAAUCUAUGCAUGCCGAUCCAAUGCUAUGUAACCGGCAAAAUGAAAUCCUCGAUUGUGUCCACUUAUGUCCCCCGGAGCGCAACUGCAGAAACCGUAACAUAGCUUUCAACUGCUUGGAGAGUGAAACUCCAUGUAGACCGAAGUGUGUCUGCAAAGAGGGGUAUUACAGGAAUUCUGUAGGAGAGUGUACGAGUGAAGAAAAUUGUGAUAAAUGUUCCCGCCAAAACGAGUACUUCUCCUGUGGUCCAGAAUGCGACAACGUGUGUUCCGAUCUACACUUACAAAACCAAACUAAUUGUCCCAUUGUGAAUAUUGUGUGUAAUAACAAAUGUUAUUGCGAUCCGGAUCACGCCAGAGACGAAAAUGGCAACUGUAUACCUAUUGAAGAAUGCCCAAAAGAUGCUGAUAGACAAAAACGUCAUGCUUAUCACCAUCACCAUAUUGAAGAAGCUAAGCAAGGCAAAAAAUGCGGUCUAAAUGAAGAAUACACAGACUGCAAGAAGUCAUGUCCACCAGAAACAUGCAUGUCUAUUGUGGCCAGAUACAAAUGUGACGCUCAAGAGAAAUGCAAGCCCGGUUGUGUCUGUAAAUCCGAUUAUAAGAGGAAAAGUGAAGAUGCACCGUGCACUCCGAUCAAAGAAUGUCCUCAGUUACAGGGGUCACACGAUUUUAAUUAAAUCUAGUCGUUAAUUGUUAGAAAGGUAAAACCGAAUUUAGAAAGCACUACAACAAAAGACAUGAUAAAAUAUUUUAUCUACAAAAAUAAAUUGCGUUUUUAUUAA